Molecule: messenger RNA, 4896 nt
Organism: Cavia porcellus (domestic guinea pig)
Lineage: Eukaryota; Metazoa; Chordata; Mammalia; Rodentia; Caviidae
Gene: Evc
Product: EvC ciliary complex subunit 1
Exons: 22
Coding region: 945-3725 (926 amino acids)
Biological process (GO): smoothened signaling pathway
Cellular component (GO): plasma membrane protein complex; ciliary membrane
Source: RefSeq, a predicted model, not a curated record
CUGCCAGCCUCUCCUCCACUUCUGCGGUCUGUGGCCUCCUACGUAGGGGAGCCUAGCCCCUGGGCAGCCCUUUCCCCUCCAAGGACAGGCCUCUCUGACCUGUAGGCAACAAGGUGGUGGGGUCUGAGCAUCUGGGAAUUUAUUAGCCCAGCUCCUCAGCUGGGUGUGCUGCCUGGGGGGUCCCCAGCUGCAUCCUGCGCUGUGAGAAGGCAGGAGGCUGCCAGGUGUCUCAUUGGGGCACCAAUAUUAUGCAAUAGUGCACAAAAAAGAAAUUUAAUAUCCAAAUAACUUUAAGGUAGAUGCAAAGAAUACUAAGCCCGAACACCAAAGCCCAAGCACCAAAGAAAUAUCCAGCAUAAGCAAGAGCUCCACCUCACUGGCACACACAGAGAUGUCCCCAGGAACACGGCAAUGCUUGCAGGGAUCACCUAAGAAACUCCAGAAAGCAGAGGCUGGCGAAUCUCCUCAGGCACACGCUGUCCUCAGGUGCAAGAGCUUGAACAAGUCACUGCUCCUCUGAAGCUGUGUGUGGGCUGCUUAGUCUGUGUAAAGGAUAAGGGAUUAAGAAACAUUCCCAUUUCUUCCACCUAGAAAGGCCGAUGAGGAAAGGAGCAAGCAGACGCGAGGUCAUCCAGGACGUCAGGCUGAGAGCACAGAGCCCAGGCACCCAGCACAGAAGGCCUCUCGGGUGCAGCCUUGCCCCUUGUUCGGGGAGGAAAAGGAGCCGAAAUGUGUGCACUCGUGUAGCUGUGUGUCCGCUGCUGCAUCCCCAGCUAGCACCCGAAAGACGACACUCAAUAUCUGCUCAAGGAUUUGGAGCUGAGUUCACAGAGCCCCUUGGAAGCUGGCUCCCCAUCCUCAAGGAGGAGGAACAGAGAAGCACAGGUGCCCCGGGAUGAGGAGACUGUGGAGGCUUCCUCUUCGAGGCAUUUACAUGCAACAAAAUGCACAUAUUUUACGUUCAAAGUUUGACAAAGAAGUUUAACAAAGGUCUACAAUUUGGAAACCAGUACACCCACCCCUCCACCUGGAGAAAAUCGACCCAGAAAGCUCCCUGGUUCCCCCUACGGGAAUGUGAGCCAGCUUUCAACAGCAACAUCACAGCAUUUGCACUGAAGGCCAAGGUUGUCUACCCCAUCAACCAGAAGUUCCGGCCUCUAGCUGACGGCUCCUCCAACCCGUCCCUGCAUGAGACCCUGAAGCCCACAGCCCUGCCACACCAGCCAGGGGGACCCUCGCCAUCCAGCAGCCUGGGCAGCCUGAGCCCGGCCGAGAAGGAUGAGUGCAGCUCCUCCUGCAGCUCCCACUCGGCCACCAGUGAGGACAGGCUGCUGUGCCGGGCCUUCCUGCAGGCGAGGAGCUUCCCCGAAGUGCUGGCCUGUGAAAGGGCAGACAUUGACCUGUGUGUCUAUAACCUCCAUCUCAAAGACCUGCAGUGCCUGGAUACGGCCCUGAGGCAGGAGCAGCACAUGAUGUUUAUUCAGAUUUUUAAAAUAUGCCUCCUGGACCUUCUUCCUAAGAGAAAGUCAGAUGACGAACUGCACCAAAAGAUCCUUUCAAAGCAAGAACGCGAUUUGGAGGAAUUAGAGAAGGGACUUCAGGUCAAAUUGGCGAACGUGGAAAUGCUGGGUACCAGUGACUCCGGGUACAUCACCCUGGCAGACGUGGAGAGGAAGGAGAGAGAAUACUCAGAGCAGCUUCUGGACCACCUGGAAGCUUUCUGGAAACAGAUAGGAAACAUCCAGAACUUGCUUGUAGAUCAGUUUAAAUGCUCCAGCGCCAAGGCACAGCAGCUCACCAUGACGCUGACGGACAGGAUGAUUACGGUCGAGGGGCUCUUGCGCCAAUCCCAGGAUCUGCAGACUCUGGACACCCUGGAGAGGACACUGGGCAGGGUGCACAUGGCCAAGCUGAUCGAGUCCCUGAGGAUGCAGAUCCAGGAGGAGACCAAGUGCCGCCUGGCCGCCAUGUCCUGUAGCCUGGACCUGCUCACCAUACGGGGGACGCUGUCUGGGCGACAGAAGGAGGACCUGCUGGCCCAGCAGCACAAGGCCUUCUGGGAGGAGGCAGAGCACUUUGGCUGGGAGUUUGUGCAGCGCAGCAAGGACCUGGUACAGGCAUCUUUGGCUCGCCAGACAGAGGGGACAGCCAGGCUCUCACUGGCCCAUGAGGAGGAGCGGAGGAGCUUCCUGGCUGAUUCUCCACUGACUUCAGACCCGGAAGAGUUCAUAAAGGCUCUCCACGAGGUCCUGGAGCGGCAGCAGCUGAUGUACAGUGACCUGGAAGAGGAGGAGGACAUCAGAGCGACUGAGGCCGCAGCUGCACUCUGCCAGGAGCUGUACCGGAGCACCAUGGACACCUUCCAGCGCCUCGAGGACACCUUGUUCCUGCACACGCUCCCAGGUGUCAGUGGCCUCCCCCGGGCAGAGUGCCAGUCCCUGCAGCAAGAGAUGCAGGAGGACGCAGCCCGGCAGCUGGGGCACUCGGACCGCUUCCGGAGACGGCAGUGGGGCCUCCUGCAGGAGCUGCUGGAGCAGGACAGGCAGGUGUGGCUGGAGGAGUGUGCGCUAUCUGCGCUGCUGCAGGCCCAGCUGCGGGAGGAGCAGGAGAGCACGGUCCGCGGAGUCCUGGGCCGGCUGGGCGGCCUCACGGAACAGUCCACGCAGAGCGUCCUGCAGGGCCACCGGCUGCUCCUGUACAGUGCCCUCCGCAGGCUGGGCCUCCGCGGCGACGCCCUGGCCGCCCUGGCUCAGAUGCGGCUGUCGGGGAAGAAGCGGCCGCUGCAGGAGCUUCGGGAGCAGCAUGUGCUGGAGCAGGGCUCCUCGCCCUGCCUGGACGAGCACCAGUGGCAGCUGCUCAAGGCCCUGGAGGCGCGCAUCCUAGAGGGGACCACCAGGCUGGAGGACGACGCACAGCGCACGCGGAUGCAGCUCCAGCAGCAGCUGCUGGCGGAGGCCCGGGACGCCAGGCAGCGGCUGCAGGCGCGCACGGAGCGGGCGGUGGGGCAGGCGCUGCUGGAGCAUGCACGGAACGUGGCCACCAGGAGCCGCGCCCAGGACAGGGACGACUUCAAGCGGACUCUGGUGGAGACUGCUGCAGAGAGCGUCUACGUGACCCGCGCCACUGUUAGUUGCCUGGCACAGGCGCAAGACCAGCGGCUCAGCAAGGUGGCGCAGGACCACGCAGAGCGGACCCUGGAGCGGCUCAAGGCACUGCACAGUGAGAGGAUGGACAGCUACAAGCUGCAAAAAAAGCAAGAAUUCAGGGAGCCCUCGUCAGGGAGUCAGGCAGCCGGCGGUGCCCCCCAGGGCAUCCCCCAGAGGGUUCUGUCCCAGCAGAGGAGGUUCCGGGCCCAGUUCACAGCGCACCAGCAGUUCCGCCUGGAUACACAGAGGCAGAAGGCUGAGGCGCUAGACCGGCUGGAGGCCCAGCUGGAGGCCCAGUUGCAGGAAGCCGAGCAGACCUUGGUCACUGAGCUGGCAGCACUGGCCCGAGUGCCCCUUGGUGACCACAAGCCAUCCUCCAGCAAGCUCGGGCAGCCGGAGAAGCUGCCGAGGACCAAAAGGAAGAAGCCCCUGUCCCGGGAGAGAGGAGACCCAGGGUCACCUAGCGAUGAGCACCCCACCUCCGGAUCGCCCAGCAGCAAAAGACUGAGUCAGCAGGAAAGCGACGCAGGUGACGGUGACGGCUCUGGGAAGAUGCUGAAGAAAAGAAGCCUUCCGUAGCUCCGGGUGAGGGCCCGGGACCAGACCUGAGGCGCUGGGACCCGGUCCACACACAGCGCAGCCCCACCCAGCCACCAUGACAGCAGGCCUUUGCGAGGGGCCUGGAGAGGGGCCUGGAGGUGCCCUGGAGAGCAGCAUGGGGACAGUGGUCCUAGGGCGGGGACAGUCAGGAGCCACUUUUGGGUGGGAAAGGCUUGAUCUCUGCCUCUCAUUCUCCGUGGGCCCUGGCAUGCUUCCUCUUGAUCCCCCCUUUCUCCAGAGGGUCCCCUCCCAUCCCUAGUCCUUUGUCCCCGCUGUCCCCUGAGCCCCUGCCGUGGAACCUGUCCUGUCCUGUCCUGUGCUGUGGUGCUGUCACAGCCUGGCGCCCUCUCUCCUCCACCCCACAGGGUCUCGGCCUCCCUGGCACUUCCUGGACCCCAGACCAACAUCCCUGCCCCCUCUAUUCCUGAGUCACCCCCAUCCUACCCCACACCCUGGCCAUGGGCCGCCCCAGUCUCCCCACCAGCAACAGUGCGUGGCUCAGCCAGCACGAGACCCCGUCACCCAAGAGGUGUUCACAGAGUCCAAUUCCUGUGCCCCGAAGCAGGGCUCCUCCAUGGGGGCCUCAAGGACAGGACAGAGCCUACACCCAGCCAACAGCCCCUGGUGGAGCAGGUGGAGCCCUGGUACCAAGCAGCAGCCUGUGCCCUGUGGAGAGGAGUCCCUGUGUCACCUGUGUCACCCCACAGGUGGUGAGGACAUUGGAUGGCACCCAGGCCAGCCACACAUUCACCAGCCAGGGAGGCCUAACCCACCGUGCCCCAAGCCCCAGACAGAACAGGGGUCCUUCAGUGACCCCAGGACCCACAGUGCCGACACUGGGGUGAGAGGACUCCUGGCUUGGGGUCACUCAAGUCAGGCCCCAGUGGAAGUGGGGCCUCAAGGCCUUGGGAGUUGGUGCUGGGAUGCCUGAUGUGGGGACCCCAGCCACAGCUCUGUGGGCACAGAGGACACCUCCCUGGCGACAGUGUCCCCAGGGCCUCGAUGACUGAGGGUCUUUAAACUGGCACACAGGACCCUGUGCUUUCCCCCUGUGGAGGCCUCCCUGAAGCCUGGCCCCCCUUGGUCCGCCUGUGACCCUCUCAGCUCCUCCUUGCUUGCUCCUCAAUAAACACAGGCUUCUCAAAAUUUA